AUGGAAUCAUCAUUAUACAAUAGGAUUUACCAACGUGUUGGUUCAGAAGUAAAUAAUGAUGAACAAUUUUGUACAUAUUUGGCUGAAAUCUGUACUGAUUCUAAUAGCCAUUGUGAUGAUUUACGAGAUAUUAUUGAUACAAUAUUUAAAACAAGUUAUCCGAAUAUUUCCGAAACUCGACGUCAACAUAUUAUUUAUUCUCUACUCGAUAUGAUUGAAGAAGAUCAACAAAAAAUAAAUAAAGAAAUUAAUAAUAAGGAUAAUGAUGAAGAUGAUAUUGAUCUUUCAGAACGAAUUGAACGUGAUGGUGAAUGUAAAUUAUGUGGAUGUCAUCAACGAAUUACAAUUCAUCAUCUUAUUCCAAAAUUAAUUCUUAAACGAAUGAGAAAUUCUGGUAAAGAAUCUGUUGAUGUAUCAAAAUAUUUAAUUGAAGUAUGUCGACCAUGUCAUAAUGAAAUUCAUCGAAUAUGGCCUCAUAAUGAAUUAGCAAAAGAUUAUCAAACAGUUGAUAUGAUACUUGAUGCUCCUGCUAUUCAACCAUAUCUUAAUUGGAAACGAAAACGAGAACGAACGGCAUAA
Rotaria sordida is the source of this 579-nucleotide messenger RNA. NCBI's taxonomy places the organism in Eukaryota, Metazoa, Rotifera, Eurotatoria, Philodinida, Philodinidae. The record is from the annotation of a GenBank genome assembly.